AUGUCCAUCAAAGUUCUUCUUGUCACCAUUCUCUCUCUUUCUACAAUCACAUGCCCUUCCUCUGCCUCUCUUGUGUUGGUUGUUGACCUGAACGGUGGUGGUAACUUCAGCAGCGUUCAGAGUGCUGUUGAUGCUGUCCCUGAAUCAAGCCCUUCCAAGACUAUCAUCAUCAUCAACUCGGGUGUUUACAGGGAAAAAGUUAGGGUUAGUAAGAAGAAGAUAAACAUUGUUCUGCAAGGCAACGGAUAUGAGAACACUUUCAUUGAAUGGAAUGACACAGCACAAUCCUCAGGAAAAACAAGCAAGAGCUACUCUUUCGGUGUCUUUGCCGAUAACUUCAUUGCUCACAACAUCAGCUUCAAGAACACUGCUCCAGAACCAAAGCCUGGAGUGAUCGGUGCUCAAGCAGUAGCAGUUAGGAUUGAUGGAGACCAAUGUGCUUUCUACGGAUGUGGCUUCUACGGUGCACAAGACACGCUCUUUGAUAACGCAGGAAGACAGUUCUUCAAAAACUGCUUUAUCCAGGGGUCGGUGGAUUUUAUAUAUGGCCGUGGAAGGUCGCUGUACCAGGAUUGUACCAUCAGAUCGAUAGCAAACGAGGUUACCGCAGGGAUUAGCGGAUAUAUUACAGCUCAGGGAAGGGCAUCAGAAGCUGAUCAGUCAGGAUUCUCUUUUGUCAACUGCACGAUAGAUGGAACUGGGAAGGUGUUGCUCGGACGAGCCUGGAGAGCCUACGCCAUGUUCUCAAACACGUACAUGUCCGGAAUCAUCGCUCCAGACGGAUGGAGUGACUGGAGAAACCUGACCUAUGACAAGACAGUGACUUUUGGAGAACACAGAUGCUAUGGAGAAGGAGCCAACUACAAAGCGAGAGUUUCAUACGGGAAACAGCUGACUGAUGCUGAAGCAUCUGCGUUUACGGACAUAACAUACAUUGAUGGAGAUAAGUGGCUGAAUCAAACUGACAUUCUCUCCAAGGUUAUGGUCGAGGAGCAUCUUAGCAGUUCUUACUGAUGUUAUUAUGAUACUAUAUAUUAUAUACUAUAUACU
Thlaspi arvense is the source of this 1050-nucleotide messenger RNA. NCBI's taxonomy places the organism in Eukaryota, Viridiplantae, Streptophyta, Magnoliopsida, Brassicales, Brassicaceae. The record is from the annotation of a GenBank genome assembly.